Molecule: messenger RNA, 5808 nt
Organism: Plasmodium malariae
Lineage: Eukaryota; Apicomplexa; Aconoidasida; Haemosporida; Plasmodiidae
Product: conserved Plasmodium protein, unknown function
Exons: 4
Coding region: 1-5808 (1935 amino acids)
Biological process (GO): retrograde transport, endosome to Golgi
Source: RefSeq, a predicted model, not a curated record
AUGAAAACACAUUUGUGUAAAGGGACUCAUGAACUAAUUCACAUUUCGAAUGUUGUAAGCAAUGACGAAAUAAAACAAAGUCCAAAUGAAAAAUACAAUGAACGCAUUUAUUCAAGCAUACCAACUCCUGCUUUAAAAAAAAUUGACAUUAGGGAUUUCGAUACCUACAUUAGUUACAUAACAAAGAUAAAUACCAUCAGCGACGUAAACAGACAAAACCCGGAUGAACUAUGUUUACUAAAUUUCAAACAGGUACUAACAAAGCCACAUGAACAUAUUAAAGUACAACGGAAUGAGGAAAAAUUACCAAAAGAGGUCAAAGUAAAUUUUCAAAAUUUGGAGCAGCAUUCUAAAUAUAAGUACAACAUUUUCUUUGAUCAAAAUUCAACAUGCGAUAUAUCAAAUAUCAUGCAACAGCAGCAGCAACUCAACGAAGACCUGGAACGAAUUGACAAAUGCAUAAAUGCAAUGAUAUACAAUGAACUGAACAACUAUUUUUACAUAAUUAUAAUAAUGAAAAACUUAAGAGAAGAAAUAGAAAUACUUCAAGAUCAACUAGAAUGCGUAAAAACACACAUAAACGAUAUAAAAAAUAUAAUACUCAAAACUAUUCAUUUAAAUAAAUACAACGAGUUAAAAAGGAAAUGUGAACAUAUAAAUUUUAUAUUUAAAAGAUUUCUUUAUUUUCUAAAUUUAUUAAAAAAAUUAAAAUAUUUUAUUCAAGAAAAAAAAUUUUAUCAAUGUUUAUUCCUUGUUAAUAAAAUUUUGAAAUUAUAUUUUUAUUAUAAAAAACAGUGGACGACUUAUCAUUAUUUUAGUAAUUAUUUUAACAAUUUUAAUAUUAUAUAUUUAAAAAAUUUUAUUUUGGAAAAUUUAAUUUUCUCUUUUUCUUAUCAUUCCAUUGAUUUUCUGUUUGGCACGAGCGGAGGGACAGAGGAAAAAAAAGGAAGAAACGAAAUUGGUACAAACAGCAGUGGUAACAGCAGUGGUAACAGUAGUAGGUACAGUAACAGGCAUAGUGAUAGGUACAGUAACAGGCAUAGUGAUAGGUACAGUAACAGGCAUAGUAACAGGCAUAGUAACAGGCAUAGUGAUAGGCGUAGUGAUAGGCAUAGUGAUAGGCAUAGUGAUAGACAUAGUGAUAGACAUAGUGAUAGGUACAGUAACAGGCAUAGUGAUAGGCGUAGUGAUAGGCAUAGUGAUAGACAUAGUGAUAGACAUAGUGAUAGGCAUAGUGAUAGGUACAGUAACAGGCAUAGUGAUAGGCGUAGUGAUAGGCAUAGUGACAGACACAGUAGUAAACACAGUGGUGGAAAAAUAGGAAAAAAAAAUAAAUACUCUCUAUGUGAAAUAUUCAAGUUAAAAUCGCCCUACAAGUGUAGAGUUAGCAGCAGCGCCACUUUGAUAUAUGUAGAAGAAGAUGGGUACAGUGACAAAGAAUGGUAUAUCUACCGUAGGAGCUACCAUAACAAUUCGUUUAGUACCAGGGGAAGAAGCGACUAUUUCGUUAAUUUCCACAGAAGGAAUAACGCAGCAUUUUUGCAUUAUUACUAUAAUACACCAGCUCGAUUUGUAACCCUGAGGAGGGAUUCCAAAGUGGAUGAAGAGAAUGUAAUGAGGGUUGAGGAAGCGAACUUAGUGAAUGAUGGGAAAAAAGAAAAAAAGCAAAAGAAUGUGGAAGAGGAAGGGGGGGACAAAAAUUCCAAAAUUUAUAGCAGAAUGGACAGUAGCUUAUUAGCACUCGAAUUAUACAUAACAGGGGGGAAGAAAUGGAAUAGAUGGAGUAGACGGAAUAGAUGGAGUAGAUUGAGUAGAUGGAGUAGAUGUAGUAGACGGAGUAGACGGAAUAGAUGGAGUAGACGGAGUAGAUGGAGUAGAUGGAGUAGAUGGAGUAGAUGGAGUAGAUGGAGUAGAUGGAGUAGAUGGAGUAGAUGGAGUAGACGGAGUAGAUGGAGUAGAUGGAGUAGAUGGAGUAGACGGAAUAGAUGGAGUAGACGGAAUAGAUGGAAUCGUGUGAAAAAAAGAUAUAACAAAAACCUAGCUUCGUUAAACAGGCUGUUCACACCGGUACUGAUCUUUAACGGUCUUUUCUAUUUCUUGGACAAUUUUUGCACAAAUAAAAAUUACGUAAAGUAUUUUGUAAGUGAUAUACUUUAUAGAUCUCUGAACGAAACUAUUUUAAUUAUGCAGAAGGACAAGCUGUGUGAUAUAAAUAAUUUUCCGUGCAUGGGUUUCAUUACGGAUGAUAGCGGUGGGGGUGCGACCAACGGUAAUGCGCACAGUGAUUGCAGUAAUAGCAGUGACCUCAAUAACCGUAGUGAUGACUUGGAGAGAGCGAAAGAGAGCACUAUGAACAGUGGGUUGUCCUACGAUGAGAAGGAAAAUAAAAUGGAUGAAGAGGACCAAGUAGACGAGGAUAUAACGCAGCUCGAGUGGGAAGAAUUAGAAAAUCGUCCAAACAAUGAAACCAUAAAUAGUCAUGAAGAAGCAGGAGGUAAUAAAGAAACGCAUGGGGAAAAAAAUGUAUCGGCAAAAACCAUGUCUAAGCAGUGUAGUUUAAAUAAAGGUAAAGUACAUUUAAGUAAGAAAAGCAUAUCGUGUGAAAAUUUAGUAUUAGAAAAAUGUAAAAUGAGUUAUAUAUUAUAUUUUUAUAAAAAAAGAUCAUUAAAAAGUAAGUUGUACAAAUAUAUAGGUUUCUUCCCUAUAAAUAAUUUUGUAUUUUUUUUAAAUAAUUUUUUUAAGAAAAUAAGAAAAGUGUACAUCCGAAUAAAACAGUGGUUAGACUUCUUAAUAUGUAAGACACUUACAACUGUUUUCGAAGAGAAUUGUUCAAAAAAUUUUAAAAAAUAUUUAAAGUACCUUCUUUUGAAUUAUACUAAUAAUGUUGUUCAUCUUAUUAAGGAAGAUUGCAAAGUAAUGCAAAAAAAAUUUUUUUUUAUUUUUUUUAAAUUCUGGAAGAAUUAUAUAAAUAUACAGCAUAUACUUUUUUCGUCCUUUUUACAAAAAAUAAAUAAUAUAUGCAAUGAGAGGAAAAAAUAUAAUACACACAUGAGCAUCAAUCAAGUAGUUUAUUUAUUUUGGACCAUGUUUCCGCAAAUCUACUUCGUGUAUAAGAAGAACAGAAACUCGUGGAUUUCCUACUAUCGUCGCUUUUUUUACUUGUACUAUUAUAAGUGUCAAUAUAUCAGCUCGAGCAUUUCCACUGCAGGGGUUCACUCCAGGGUUGCAGGAAUGCACUUGGUGGGCUCGAAAAGGGAAGGAAGCCAACGGGAAGUUACAUCCAAAUGUACAGUGGGUAGUGCCGUAGAUAGCGGUUCUAAAGGAGGUGUAGAGAACAGUACCGCUAACAGUGCCAUGCACAGUGCAGCCUACAUCGGAGCGAGGAGGAGCAUCUGUGUGAGGGCCACAUUCACCAAGUUGUUUCUCAAAAUAUACCGGAAUUCGACCAGUUUUAGAAAGGAUGAACACUACAUGAAGUGCAAAAAGACAAAGUCUUACAGAGCGCGUAGGUUUGUUCACUCAUUGGUGAAGAAACUGACACAACAUAUGAGCACUAAUAAUGUCCUUUUUGGUUAUACCAAACCAGAUAAGGAAGGACAAUACAUAGAUGAAAAAAAAAGGCAAAAGGGGAAAAAUAUAUAUAGUAAAAAAGCACUCGAUUUUUUGAUAAAUUAUCACAUGUACAUUGGUCAGAAAAAAGAACGUAAUUGCGUAAGUCAUGAUAAAAACUGUCUUUUAAUAAAAAAUCAAUAUUUUCAUAUUCCUCGUAAAGUUAUGACUCACUUUCUAAGGAGAAAAGAUGAAUAUAGGGAUAGUACUAUAUAUAUGUUUGAAAAGGUGAAACAAAUGAAGUCCAAAAUGUGCUGUAAUAAGGAGGUGCGUCAUAUGAAGCAAGUGUUAUGUGGUGAGUUAUACGGCAUUACGUCUGAUGAAGCUAAAAAUAGAGGUUGCUGCAAACCUUUUGGAAAGGAGUCGACUUAUGCAGAGAAGGCAUUCCAGUACUUAAAGAGCGAAGCUCUUAUAGCUGUUAAUAACUUUUAUGAGUUUAAAAAUAUCCAAAUUAAUAAAUUAUUUGAAAUAGAAAAAUGGGAUGUUGUUGAAGAUAUACCAGACGAAAUAAACAGUCAACUGGUAAAUUAUUUUUCUUUAAAUAAUGAACAAGUACAUAAAAUUAGCUUAAAAGGAAGAGAUUAUUACAUGACCAACAGUAAUCUAAGUUUUUUAUGUAUCCUGUUUCAGUACACUCAUUAUAUGUUAUCCCUUCCAUUUAUAUCAAAAGAAAUUGUAAUAAAAAUACUUAAUUUUUAUGAAACACAGUUUUAUAGUAAUAUACUCCAUUUUAUUAUUAACGGACAUGCUGUUACGAAUAAUACUCUUAGAAGUAUAACCAUAAAGAUACUAGCAUUAGUCAUGAAUACAAUUGAUUUUUCUUCUCUUAUUUUGAAACACAUAUUGGCCAUUUUCAACCAUAUCGUUAACUUAUUUGGUACAAGAGGAAUGUAUGGGAAGGCGGUAAGUCCAGUGAACGCAAAAAUCUGGAAUAAAAAUGCUACAAAAUUGAACGGAGGACUAGAAUUGGGCAAAAAAAAAAAAAAAAAAGACCACACGUGCGAUAGGAAGCUGGACGAGAAUAAUUCCAAAUCCUCUUUUUCAAAAGAAAAUUUGAAAAGCUGUACCAUUUUUCAGAGUGAAGGAACUGCUAAAACGAUACUACGAACUGGUAGUAAUAACAGCCGCAAUGUUAAGGAAAAAUCAAAUAGCGUAGACACGAAAAAGAAUACCGUAUGUAGUUCGAGGGGGGGAAAACGAAUCAGUAACAUCCACAAGUUGAUGUUUUUUCAAAAGGAAGAGAAGCAGAAGAACCACAAGGAGAAGAAAAAAAAAAAAAUAAUAAAUAAAUUAGUAUCACUGUCCUUUUCAAGUAAAUCCAAUAGCCAGAUGGGCGCAAAAUAUAAAGAAGAAGAAAGACAAAUAAAGGAAAACCUUCCCAAUAAACUGAGUGAAUUCCCAGUUCACAAAAAUGAUAAAAUAAAACUCCUAUUGGAAGAGUUACUAGUUGAUGUAGAUAUACAUUCGGUAAAAAAAGUCUUUAAUGAUUGUUUUAAUAAAUUUUUUAAAAUUCUUAUAUCACACGAAACAUACGUACUAGUAGAUUUUCAUUUUUCUAAAAAUCAGCAAGAGGCUUAUUAUAAGAAAUUUAAACUAGUGCUAGAUAAACUAUCAAUUUUGAAAAAGAAGCUUGCCCAAAAAAUAGUGGACAUACUGUCAACACGAUUUGACUACUACACAAAUAUAUGGCUAGCAUCUGAAAACUUAAUAAAGAAUGAAAAAGUGAACUCCAUAAAUUACGAGUGUGACAUUCUUCCCUACGGGAUGCAGCUCCGAUCCACUUGCAAGGUACUAUCAAUUUAUCUACAGGAAGAGGACACGAAGGAAAUGUACCGUGAACUUUUCCAAGAUAUAGCAAAUCGUUUCAGAUUAAGAAUAAACGUAUUGAAGGAAAAUAGUAAGUACAAAGAAAUCAUAAGAAGGUUAGUAGAGGACGACUUCACAGACAAAUCUGAAAUUGACAAAUUAAUUUUAUAUUAUUAUAAGUACGAAUUUAAUGAAAAAAUAUGUUCCAUAAUAAAUAAAAAUGUGGGAGAUAAAAUACUAAUUGAUAUAACGAACGUUUUAGUAAUUUUAUACAAAAUACCAUUUUUAUCUGAAAUAUUAGAAAAUUUUUUAAAUGAUUUUUUGCAAAUCUGCAAGUCUUUGUGGUACAUAACAAUUAACCCUUUAGUUAUUCUGAAAAAGUACAAAAUUUAG